CGCGGGGCCAUGUGCAGGACCCUAACGACAGGCGCCUCCGGCCCAUUUACGGUUUUAAAGGCAAUUGGUUUACAGAGAACUGGAAAGCAAGAGGAAGCCUUCACCUUGGCGCAGGAGGUGGCAGCCCUCGAACCCACAGAUGACAACUCGCUGCAGGCACUGACUAUUCUUUACCGGGAGAUGCAUCGACCGGAGUUAGUUACAAAACUUUAUGAGGCAGCUGUGAAGAAAGUUCCCAAUAGUGAGGAGUAUCACUCUCACCUCUUCAUGGCUUAUGCCAGAGUGGGCGAAUACAAGAAAAUGCAACAGGCUGGCAUGGCUCUAUAUAAGAUUGUCCCCAAAAACCCUUACUACUUUUGGUCUGUGAUGAGCUUAAUUAUGCAAUCUAUAUCAGCACAGGAUGAAAACCUCUCAAAAACGAUGUUUCUGCCCCUCGCUGAGAGAAUGGUAGAAAAAAUGGUGAAAGAGGACAAGAUAGAAGCAGAGGCUGAAGUUGAACUUUAUUAUAUGAUCCUGGAACGUUUGGGGAAGUACCAGGAAGCCUUGGAUGUCAUCAGAGGAAAAUUAGGAGAGAAGUUAACAAGUGAGAUACAGAGCCGGGAAAAUAAAUGCAUGGCGAUGUACAAGAAGCUGAGCAGGUGGCCAGAGUGCAACGCCCUUUCCCGGCGCCUCUUACUGAAAAACUCAGAUGACUGGCAGUUCUAUCUGACUUAUUUCGAUUCUGUCUUUCGACUGAUUGAAGAGGCCUGGACUCCUCCUGCUGAAGGUGAACACUCUUUAGAAGGAGAAGUACAUUAUUCUGCAGAAGAAGCUGUGAAGUUUAUAGAAGAUCGGAUAACAGAAGAAUCUAAAAGUUCUCGCCACCUUCGAGGACCACAUCUAGCUAAACUGGAGUUGAUUAGACGCUUACGGCAUCAAGGUUUUAAUGAUGAGUACAAACUGGGUGAUCCAGAAGAAUUAAUGUUCCAGUAUUUUAAAAAGUUUGGGGAUAAACCUUGUUGUUUUACAGACCUCAAGGUGUUUGUUGACCUCUUGCCUGCUACGCAGUGUACAAAAUUUAUUAAUCAGUUACUUGGAGUUGUUCCUUUGUCAACACCAACAGAGGAUAAACUGGCACUACCUGCUGACAUCAGAGCCCUGCAGCAACAUUUGUGUGUGGUGCAGCUGACGAGGUUACUGGGCUUGUACCACUCAAUGGAUAAAAAUCAGAAAUUAAGUGUGGUCAGAGAAUUGAUGAUAAGGUACCAGCAUGGACUGGAAUUUGGGAAAUCCUGUUUGAAAACCGAAUUGCAGUUUUCAGACUAUUACUGUCUCCUUGCUGUCCAUGUGCUUAUUGAUAUAUGGAGAGAAACAGGUGACGAAUCUGCUGUUUGGCAGGCCCUGACUUUGCUGGAAGAGGGAUUAACCCACAGCCCUUCCAAUGCUCAAUUCAAAUUGCUGCUUGUUCGAAUCUACUGUAUGCUGGGGGCCUUUGAACCAGUGGUGGAUUUAUACUCCAGCCUCGAUGCUAAGCACAUCCAGCACGACACCAUUGGUUACCUUUUGACCCGAUACGCUGAGUCCCUAGGUCAGUAUGCUGCUGCAUCCCAAUCCUGUAACUUCGCUCUCAGGUUUUUCCACUCCAACCAGAAAGAUACCUCAGAAUAUAUUAUUCAAGCUUACAAAUAUGGUGCAUUUGAGAAGAUCCCAGAAUUUAUCGCUUUUAGGAACAGGCUGAAUAAUUCUCUUCAUUUUGCACAAGUCCGUACUGAAAGGAUGUUGUUAGACCUUCUACUUGAAGCAAAUAUAUCAGUCAGCUUAGCAGAAAGUAUAAAGUCAAUGAAUCUUCAGCCAGAAGAAGAUGACAUUCCAUGGGAAGUCCUGCGAGACAACAGAGACUUAAAUGUUUUCUUCAGCUGGGACCCAAAGGACAGGGAUGUUUCUGAAGAACAUAAGAAACUGUCCUUGGAGGAGGAGACCAUGUGGUUAAGAAUCCGCUCCUUAACACUGAGGCUGAUCAGUGGACUUCCAAGCCUGAACCACCUUGUGGAGCCAAAGAACUCGGAGAAGACCACUGAGAAUGGCGUGUCCUCCCGGAUUGAUGUUCUUCGUUUGCUCCUUCAGCAGCUGGAAGUGGCCCUGCAGAUGGGAAAGCGAUUUAUUGAGAAGGAAAUUCAGUAUCCUUUCCUUGGUCCUGUGCCUACCAGAAUGGCUGGAUUCUUUAAUUCUGGCUGUUCUCAGUGUCAGACCAGUUCUUUUUAUCUUGUUAGUGAUAUUUAUGAGCUGGAUAUUAAUGGUUUAGAGGAUACAGUGGAGAUCCAGGAGCGAGUAGAGAAUAGUCUUAGGUCUUUACUAGAACAGUUAAAAGAUGUCUUCAGUAAAUGUAAAGGUGACCUCUUAGAAGUUAAAGAUGGUAACUUGAAAACACACCCUACUCUUUUAGAAAAUCUAGUCUUCUUUGUUGAGACAAUUUCUAUUAUCCUUUGGGUGUCCAGUUACUGUGAGAGUGUCCUGCGACCAUACAAAUUAAAUUUACAGAAAAAGAAAAAGAAGAAAAAAGAAACCAGCAUCAUCAUGGUAAUAACAGACAAAACACAACCACCUGUUUUUACCAGUUUCCAAGACUAUGUUACUGGGCUUCAGAUUUUAAUUUCCAACGUUGUGGAUCAUAUUAAAGGGCUUGAAACACAUCUAAUUGCACUUAAACUUGAAGAACUUAUUUUAGAAGACACUUCUCUCUCACUGGAAGAGAGAAAAUUUUCAAAGACUGUGCAAGGGAAGGUGCAGAGCAGUUAUCUGCACUCACUUCUGGAAAUUGGGGAGCUGCUGAAAAAAAGACUUGAGACCACAAAGAAACUAAAAAUUUAAGGAAGUGAACCACAGGCACUGAUGACUCGAUAGCAGAACAUGACAUCUUCCCAGGCAAAAUGUACAUCUGGUUGACCAUCAUUUUAAUCCAGAACUUCCUCAUAAAAUGCAUGAAGGACUUUGAUCGUGAAUUAAUUUUUUAGGUAUUAAAUGUAUACAACUGAUUAAAUUAUUGUAUAUAUACCCGAAGCAGGACCCUCAUAUGGGUUUGACCACUUUUUAUACAUGUUCAUAUGCAUAUGGCAGCCACAAGAGAACCCCACUUUUCUUCUUCUCUUCUAUCACCGGAAUCAUCUGGUGUGGGGAGGGUCCUAUAAAAGCAGCAAUAGAAAUUAAGCAUAAAGCGUCGACCUCAGAGCAGCUGAAUGGCCCUUCCAUUGUAGCAGUGGACAUUUUGUUCUGGUCCUUGAGCCUUAGGAAGCAAAAAGGAGAAGUAGAGGGGACCGUGACUGGAAGCAGGCCCUCUUUCCACAUCAGCAGUUUAGUUUCGUGGCUUCCUCAGCUGCUUCGCUCCCACAGAACCCAAAGCAGGUACCCAAAGGGCCUUAGAUGCAAUGUGGCCUGAGCACCUGCCAUUGAAGGGCCUCACUCAGACAACCACAGGUGCUCAUUUUGUGGCUUAAUCGUUCCUGUAGCCCCAUCCGAACCCUGUGAGAUUUACAGCACAGACAGGCCUCUGCUAACUUACAGCUGUUAGGAGGGAAAAGCAGUGCAGACCACUUACAAGCCUGCUGAGGACUAGCUUGCUGUCUUUCAUCCAUUUGGGAAAGAUGGGAAUCACUUUUAAAGAAGAGAGGUGUACAUAAUUUAUGCAGGCAAGUCUAAUACCAAUGUCAUUGGUUUUGUGAGAUAUAUAUAUAUAUAUAUGUAUAUGCUUUUACAUAUAUAUAUAUUUUCAAGCAUAUAUGUGUGUAUA
This is a messenger RNA of Hipposideros armiger (great roundleaf bat), 3763 nucleotides long. It is a transcript of the gene NAA25, whose product is annotated as N-alpha-acetyltransferase 25, NatB auxiliary subunit. The coding region runs from base 10 to 2847 and encodes 945 amino acids. Gene Ontology annotation, molecular function: protein binding. Gene Ontology annotation, cellular component: cytoplasm; NatB complex. Gene Ontology annotation, biological process: N-terminal peptidyl-methionine acetylation. The record is from RefSeq and is a predicted model, not a curated record. NCBI's taxonomy places the organism in Eukaryota, Metazoa, Chordata, Mammalia, Chiroptera, Hipposideridae. The transcript has 23 exons.